Messenger RNA from Coffea arabica (coffee), 2334 nucleotides. Its product is annotated as receptor kinase-like protein Xa21. Lineage: Eukaryota; Viridiplantae; Streptophyta; Magnoliopsida; Gentianales; Rubiaceae. Gene Ontology annotation, biological process: protein phosphorylation. Gene Ontology annotation, molecular function: protein binding; ATP binding; protein kinase activity. The record is from RefSeq and is a predicted model, not a curated record.
CAGUAAUCUAAGAAUUCUUUCCUUGAGUGCCAAUAAACUUGGAGGUAAUGUACCUAAAAUCAUGGCCAAUCUCUCAAAUCAACUCACUGAAUUGUUCGUGGGAGCAAACCAACUGUCAGGAACCAUUCCACAAGGAUUUGGAAACUUUGUCAACCUAAUUCAACUUGGCCUUGAAUUGAACUCUUUUUCAGGGAUUAUUCCAAGAGAUUUUGGCAAGUUACCAAAUUUGCAAGGAUUGCGUUUUGACAAUAAUCAAUUUUCAGGACAGAUAGCCUCUACCCUAUGCAACAACACCAAUCUAUUCUAUCUGGACUUAUCAUUUAACCAGUUUGAAGGGUGCUAUAUAUUUGACAAUGUUCUUAUGAACUGUCAAAAUUUGCAAUAUCUGGAUAUAUCUCAAAACAACUUCACUGGAAUUAUAUCACCACAUUUUCUGCAGACGCACUCAUCACUGAUUGCUAUGGUAUUAAGUGAAAAUUCUUUCACUGGUUCUCUGCCUCCUGAAGUUGGAAAGCUUGUACAUUUGGUGAAUUUCUCGGUUUCCCACAACCAACUUGCUGGAGCUAUACCCAUCUCACUUGCUGACUGUUCAGAUCUGGAGAAUCUUUAUAUGGAAGCCAAUUUUUUCCAAGGACCAAUUCCACCAAAUUUGGCUUCUUGGAAGAGCAUCCAGCAAUUAGACCUUUCAAGUAAUAACUUGACCGGUCCAAUACCCAGAGAACUUGAGAAGCUUCACUCUUUGAGCUACUUAAACCUUUCCUACAACGACAUCGAGGGCAAGAUACCAAACACUGGAAUUUUCAGUAAUGCAAGUCAAAUAUCAUUGACUGGCAACAACAAACUCUGUGGAGGCAUUCCAGAAUUGGAGUUCCCACCUUGCCCAGUGAUUAAGGGGAAAAACAGAGGAAAGCUGAAGGUUAUCAUAUUGCUGUCCAUUGUUUUACCAACAGCGCUUCUGGUUCUCGGUGCAAUGUUGUUAUAUUUCUUGGUAUAUCAUAAAGGAGAAAGAAGAAUGGUGGCAGGAUUCUCUAGCAUGCCCCCAAGAAUCGAUGAGCUCUUGCGGCUUUCUUACCAUGAACUUCUUCGUGCAACUUCUGGAUUUUCACCAGAAAACUUAAUUGGUUCAGGAAAUUUUGGAUCUGUCUACAAAGGAAGGCUAGAAAAACAUGGCAACAAGCUUGUAGCAAUUAAAGUUCUCGAUCUUCGAAAGAAUGGCGCUUCCAAAAGUUUUAAGGCCGAGUGCAAAACAUUGCGAAACAUUCGCCAUAGAAACCUCGUUUCUAUCGUGAGUUAUUGCUCUAGUAUUGAUUCCAAGGGUGAUGAAUUCAAAGCUCUAAUCUAUGAGUUCAUGGAAAAUGGAAAUCUGGACCUGUGGCUGCAUCCUUCAGAGACAACUGAUCAGGCAACAAGCUCAAGAAGUCUUAAUCUUUCUCAGAAGCUGAACAUUGCAAUUGAUGUAGCUUCAGCAUUGCAGUAUCUUCAGAACCACUGCGAAGCUGAGAUUGUUCACUGUGAUCUAAAACCAAGUAACAUUCUUCUUGACAAUGAUCUCGUUGCUCAUGUGGGUGAUUUUGGAUUGGCAAGGCUUCUCCCAAAACCCGUCAACACUUCUUCCGAGCAAAGAACCAGCAGUACUAUUGCCAUAAAAGGAUCAAUCGGUUAUGCAGCUCCAGAGUAUGGAAUGGGUCUUGUGGCAUCAACUCAAGGGGAUGUCUACAGCUACGGCAUUCUUUUGCUAGAGAUGAUUACAGGAAGGAGGCCAACAGAUGAUAUAUUCGUGGGUGACCUUGAUCUGCAUAACUAUGUUAAUGGGGCUUUGCAUGAACAAGUUUCUGAGAUCGUGGACUCGUUGCUUCUUCUUGAAGGAGAUGAAAACAGAAAUAUGACUCCUGGAGGGGAAACCAUUAAUGGUGGAAGAGAGAUUGAUUGCAUUAUUUCCCUGCUGAAAAUUGGACUUAAGUGCUCUGCAAGAUUACCAAAUGACAGGAUGCAUAUGAAUGAAGUUGUCAGAAAAUUACAUCUCAUUAAGGAUGUUUUCCUUGGUGUCAGGGUGCAUCAAGAAAAUUUUGAAGCUUAAUAUCUACAGCUGCUUACAGUUCUGAAUCUCCAAGCUGAAGUUGUUCAUUGGGAGAGCUAAUGAAGAAGACACCUUUGGCUUUUUAUUUGAAAAUAAAAAUAAAUGGAUGAUUCAAACAUAUUCCUGUAGUCUUUCUUUUUAAGAAUUAGAUGUUCUGGGAGGCAGUAAAUUGGUUCAAUUCUACUUGAACAUCUUAAUGCUUCCAUAUUAUGCUUGGAUCUAGUGCUUGAAUAAUAUGCAAUGCAUUAUACUUACAA